Nymphaea colorata (pocket water lily) is the source of this 2016-nucleotide messenger RNA. RefSeq names its product gibberellin 2-beta-dioxygenase 8-like. Bases 105 to 1187 code for a protein of 360 amino acids. The record is from RefSeq and is a predicted model, not a curated record. Gene Ontology annotation, molecular function: dioxygenase activity. The transcript has 3 exons. Lineage: Eukaryota; Viridiplantae; Streptophyta; Magnoliopsida; Nymphaeales; Nymphaeaceae.
CUCAAUCAACACUCUUCUUUUGACACUUGUCACAGGUACGAGCUGCAUCUCAUUCACUCAGUGUUCCUCUGCCUCCCACACUCGACAAGUCUCUAACAAAACUAAUGUUCCUUUCCUUGUCCUUGCUGGCACAUAAAGCUCUUUAUAUACGAGACCAUGGAACAAUAACAGUUGAAGAAAAUCAAAACAUGGGUUCUCUGGGGAACAGACUUUCUUAUCCACCUUUCAUUUGUCAAUACAGUAAAAUCUCUAUGAAGUUGGUAGACAGCGAAGAAAACGCGAAGGAGUGUGAGCUGCCAUUGAUUGAUCUGAGAGGCUUAUUUGGCGAGGAUAAGAAAGAAAAAAUGAAAUGCAGAAAGAAGAUUGUCGAUGCAGCUAGCAAGUGGGGCUUCUUUCAGGUUUUGAACCAUGGGAUAAGUCAUGAGCUUCUAUGCAAAAUGAGGGAGGAGCAAGUUAAGAUUUUUGAGCUACCAUUUGAGAGAAAAGCAGAUGGGAAACUCUUGAAUGGUUCUUAUAGAUGGGGAGCACCUUCUGCAACCUCUGUGGAGCAGUUUUCAUGGUCAGAAGCAUUUCAUAUUUCUUUGCAGAAAGUUCCACAGAAUAACUGCUACGGAGAGGAAUUACAGUCGUUGAGAAUGGUGAUGGCAGAGUUUGCAGCAGAAAUGUCAGAAUUAGCUAUGACUUUAGCAGCAGAGCUAGCAGAGAAUCUGGGCCAAAGCAAGCAGUAUUUCACUGAACAUUGCAAUGAGAACACUUGUUUCCUUCGUCUGAAUCGGUACCCACCGUGCCCCGUCUCUUCCAAAGUCUUUGGACUCAUGCCUCACACAGAUAGCGAUUUCCUCACCAUCCUCCAUCAAGAUGAGGUUGGGGGUUUGCAGCUGAUGAAGGACUCCAAGUGGAUAUCUGUCAAACCGAACCCAGAUGCUUUGAUUGUAAACAUUGGCGACCUUUUUCAGGCGUGGAGCAAUGGAGCAUAUAAGAGUGUUGAACACAAAGUAAUGACAAAUCAGAGGAAGGAAAGGUUUUCUAUAGCUUACUUUCUGUGCCCAUCUUAUGAGUCGGUGAUCAGAAGCAGUAAGGAUCCUCCACUUUACAAGCAAUUCACUUUUCAGGAAUUCAGAGAGCAAACACAAAGGGACGUGCAAACAGUUGGUCGUAAAAUUGGUCUGCCAAGGUUUCUUCUUUGACUAUCAAUUUAUGCAAGUAAAAAUGUUACAGCAAUUAAAAUGUGAAAGUUCAUAAAGGUGGCUGGCCAAUCACUUUACUCGUAUAGUAGUAUCUCCAUAGUAAACAGAACAAGGAUGUCCAAACCAGAGCGAGGGAGAGAGUAAGAUGUUACACCAAUUAAGCUCUAAAAUGUCAUAAUGGUGAACUGGUCCAUUAUUUGCUCAUACAGUGGCUUGGCCAUCAUUUUACUCCUACCGUUAGACGAAUAUAGGAUGUUCAAACCAGAGAGAGCGAGAGAAAGAGAGGAGUAUUCAACUGCCUAUCAUAAAUGGGAAACAAAAGAAGACUGGCAAGACAAGCUUUUCAAUUACUUUGUCAAAAGCAAAUAGUAAGUUCUUUCUUACACCAACAUUCACGGGGUUCACGCAAGAAUAUUUCACGGGAGGAUCUUGCCAACAGAACCAUAAAUUAUUAAUAAGAGAGAUGUGGAUCAAGUAUAUGCACAAUCAUGCGCACGUACGCCAGCAUACACCGAUUGUCCCAUAUUUCCCUUGCCAGGCCAGCAAUGAUGUAAAUCGCAGAUAGACUAAAGCAUCACAUUCUAGUGAUGACUGAUGCAAAAUAGGUUGGUGUGAUACGUGCGUUAACAUUCUUCCAAUUGAUUUGCAGUAUAUCUUACUCCAGCCAUGUUUCGUGAAGGGAAAAAUCAGUAUUAACUAGCACAAAGUACUUCAAGUCAUACCAUCUGAAAUUUGAACCAUGGUAAUGCAGACGAUCUCCUGAAGAAGAAACGGCAAAAUUCUAACCGUUUUACCAUGUAUCUCUCAAUAACUGUUGCUUACUGUUAUA